Pygocentrus nattereri (red-bellied piranha) is the source of this 1374-nucleotide messenger RNA. RefSeq names its product mucin-5AC-like. The transcript has 9 exons. The record is from RefSeq and is a predicted model, not a curated record. NCBI's taxonomy places the organism in Eukaryota, Metazoa, Chordata, Actinopteri, Characiformes, Serrasalmidae. Bases 70 to 750 code for a protein of 226 amino acids.
AGUUCCUUUAGUUAGCGUGCACAUCAAACCCACAGCCAGACGGAAUUCUCACUGCACAGACGCAAGACCAUGAAGCUUCUCCUGUUAGUGUGUCUCCUGACCUACAGCUCCACAGGCACAGCUCAGACCGAGACUCUACAUGUGAGGCAGACAGAGGGAAACACCGCCGUCCUUCGCUGUGGACGACUAACUAAAGGCCCAGUGACCUGGAGCAGAGACACCAAUGGACAGAGAGUGGACAUUCUGACCACUCAUAAUGGAGAGAUGACCAAACACAUCGCUGAUCCAGACAGACGUUACAACUCACAAGCAGAUCUAGUGCUGAUUAUACGCAGAGUCUCUCAGUCAGACGCUGGUAGAUACGACUGCAGUGGAGCUACAGUGGAGCUCAGUGUGACUGAAGGCCCAAGCAGCUUUACCACAUCCACAACUACUACAGAAGCUGCAGCAACAACACCUGCACCAACAACACCACCAACAACAACAACUGCACCCACAAGUGAAAGAAGAGCUACACCUGAAACGACAAGAACUACUAAAGCUUCAUCUGGAGGAACAACUCAAGGUUCAAGCAGCAAGGAAGAGCCGCCGCUCAUCACUGCUGAAACAGCUGUUCUAUGGAAAGUCCUGAUCAUAGCAGUGAGCUGUCUGGUUGUUGUGGCGCUGGCUCUGUUCUCAUGGAGAAGGUUCUACAAAAGGAAAGCAGCGCAUCUUGUUACAAGGUCAGGAGAAUUUCUAUUACUCUAUUGAAGACAACACACCAACCACACGACCUGCAAGUGACCAACAAAGAGCAAAGGAACCCAUCUACUACCUGGCAACCUUUCCAGGGGUCCAGAUCACAGACACCCAGCAGAACAUGUAUGAGGCCAAAUAACAACUCCGUAUACCCCCCACCCCCCACCACCACCACCACCAAAGGAACAAGCUGAACAGCUAUAGGCCAAAACCCAGAAGCCAACAGAAUAAACUCUGGACUUUGCUCUCACUCCUUUACUGCAUCACGGCCUCCUGUUGUAUUAUAUUGUUCUGUUGACUGUCUGGUUGUUACUUUCAGACUUAUUGCAGAGGCUACAGAGCUGUGUAAAAUAACACACAGUACACUUAAAGGACUUCAUCAGUGGGCAAAAAACUGUUUCCUGCCACGUCUAUUAACGUUCAGAAGGUCAACUCUUUUACCUGGUUUAAUUCAUUAUUUUAAACCAGAUGUUAUUUGUCUGUAUAAGCGCCAAACCCAACUCACCUCGUCAGCCAACUAUCGGUAGAACCAGCUGGAAAAGUUAGUCAUACAAGGAACCUGUAGAAUUUCACAACUUUUUUAAGAGGGUUUGUAGAGGAUUUGGCCACCCAAAUAAAUGUACAUCUUUAAUUUAA